Molecule: messenger RNA, 4368 nt
Organism: Corylus avellana
Lineage: Eukaryota; Viridiplantae; Streptophyta; Magnoliopsida; Fagales; Betulaceae
Source: RefSeq, a predicted model, not a curated record
GCUUUUCUCCUUAAGUCAAAAACUCAAAAGCAUACAGAGAGGAUGACUUCUUCUAUGGCCUUCCAAGGAGCGUCUUCCUCUUUUUCAUCCACCGGUCGAUGGAAGUACGAAGUGUUCUUAAGUUUUAGAGGCGAUGAUACUCGAGACAAUUUUAUUGCCCAUUUAUACCGGGCUUUGCUUCGAAACGGAAUCAGCACCUUCAAAGAUGAUGGUGAGCUGAAAAGGGGAGAGGAAAUUUCUCCAGCACUUCACCAAGCCAUUGAACAGUCGAGGAUUUCAAUAGUUGUAUUCUCUCAAAACUAUGCUUCAUCCGGAUGGUGCUUGAACGAGCUACUGAAGAUCUGCGAUUGUAAAGAAACAGGUGGACAAAUGGUUCUCCCAGUGUUUUACAAGGUGGACCCAUCCGAUGUACGGCAUCAAAAGAACAGUUUUGAAGGAGCAUUUUCUAGACAUGAAGAAAGGUUCAAAGAUGACAUCAAAGUGCAGAAUUGGAAGGCAGCCCUAACACACGUGGCCAAUUUGUCGGGGUUGGAUUUAGAGCACUACAGGGAUGAAGCUCAAUUUAUUGACCAAAUCGUUCAAGAUGUCUCAAAAAUCGUGAAUCCCACAUAUUUCCAAGUUGCCAAGUAUACGGUUGGAAUAGAUUCUUGUGUACGGGCGAUCAAGUUACUUUUAAGUAGUGAUCAGAUGAACGAUAUACGCAUGGUGGGGAUCUUAGGAGCCGGUGGAAUUGGUAAGACAACUAUUGCCAAAGCUAUCUACAACUCGAUGGCUUCUCAGUUUGAUGGUAGUUGUUUUCUUGAAGACGUUAGAGAAAAUUCUAAGCAAAAAUCCGAUCUGGUCAAACUACAAAAUACACUUCUUUCAAAAAUCCUAGGAGAUACUGUGAAGGUUGAUAGUGUUGGUGAAGGAAUUACUGUGAUAAAGAGAAGGCUUUGCUCUAAAAAGGUACUCCUUAUUCUUGAUGAUGUUGAUAAAGAGGAUCAAUUAGAUUGGUUGGCUGGAAAGGUUGAUUGGUUUGGUCUAGGAAGUAGGAUCAUCAUAACCACAAGAGAUAGGAAAGUAUUGACUAAUCAUGAAAGAGUAGUUGAUGAUCUAAUAUAUGAGGUAGAGGAGUUGGACCGGGACAAAGCUAGUGAGCUCUUUUGUUGGAAUGCUUUCCAAAGGGCACAACCUACUGAUGAUUUUCUAGAAGUAACGAAAGAUGCAAUACAUUAUGCUGGGGGUCUUCCACUAGCUUUAGAAGUGCUAGGUUCACAUCUGUAUGGUGAAGAUAUCCAUAAAUGGAGAAGUGUAUUGGAAAAGUACAAAAGAAUUCCUCACGAAAAGAUUCAGGAAAGACUUAGAAUAAGCUAUGAUGGAUUGCAUGAAGAUGAGCAGAAUAUUUUUCUUGAUAUUGCAUGUUUUUUCAGAGGAAAGUCGAAAGUUUAUGUUAAAACAAUAUUGGCUGGUUCUGAUUUCUUCCCAGAUGCUAGUAUCCCGGUGCUUAUACAGAAGUCUCUCUUAACCAUUAAUGUGUCUGGCUGUUUGGCAAUGCACGACUUAUUGCAGGACAUGGGUAGAGAAGUUGUUCGAAAAGAAUCACCUAUCCCUGGUGAACGAAGUAGGUUGUGGUUUCAUAAAGAUGUUCGUCAUGUCCUUGAAAAUGAUACGGUAAGAAGUUACAUCAACAGAGGAACAAACAAAAUUCAAGGCAUAUUGGUAGAUUUGCCUGAAGGAGAAGACAUGGUGCAAUUGAGUUCCAAGGCCUUCGAGAAUAUGACAAACUUAAGAUUGCUUAUGAUUACUCGUAAUGCACGCUUUUCUACGGGGCCAAAUUUUCUUCCUAAUUCGUUAAGAGUGCUUGAGUGGCCUAAUUGUCCUUUAGAAUCUUUGCCAUCUAAUUUUCGUGGAAGGAGCCUCAUUGUUUUAAGAAUGAAAAUGAGCCUCCUCAAGGAUUUGAAGGAAAUCAAGAAUUUUCAAAGCAUGAUAAUUAUGGAUUUCUCUAAUUGUGAAUUCCUGGAAAUAUUCCCUGAUGUUUCAAGCAAUCAAAAUUUAGAGUUUUUGGUGCUUGAUGGUUGUAUAAAUUUAGCUGAGGUUCAUGAUUCUGUUGGAUUGCUUGAGAAGCUAGUUUUUUUGAGUCUUGACAAAUGCUGUAAGCUCAGCCAUUUUCCGAGAAUGCUCAACUUGAAAUCUCUAAAAUGUCUUUCUGCUAAAGAUUGCUCAAGGCUUGAAUACUUUCCUGAUGUUUCAAAUUGUCUAAAUUUAGAGCAAUUGGUGCUUGAUGGUUGUGUAAAUUUAGCUGAGGUUCAUGAUUCUGUUGGAUUGCUUGAGAAGCUAGUUUUCUUGAGUCUUGACCAAUGCUGUAAGCUCAGCCAUUUUCCGAGAAUGCUCAACUUAAAAUCUCUAGAACGUCUUUCUGCUAUAGAUUGCUCAAGGCUUGAAUACUUUCCUGAUGUUUCAAAUUGGCUAAAUUUAGAGUGUUUGGUGCUUGAUGGUUGUGUAAAUUUAGCUGAGGUUCAUGAUUCUGUUGGAUUGCUUGAGAAGCUAGUUUUUUUGAGUCUUGACCAAUGCUGUAAGCUCAGCCAUUUUCCGAGAAUGCUCAACUUAAAAUCUCUAGAACAUCUUUCUGCUAAAGCUUGCUCAAGGCUUGAAUACUUUCCUGAUGUUUCAAAUUGUCUAAAUUUAGAGGAAUUGGUGCUUGAUGGUUGUGUAAAUUUAGCUGAGGUUCAUGAUUCUGUUGGAUUGCUUGAGAAGCUAGUUUCUUUGAGUCUUGAGCUAUGCUAUAACCUCAGCCGUUUUCCGAGAAGGCUCAAGUCGAAAUCUCUAAAAUGUCUUUAUGUUCAAGGUUGCUCAAGGCUAGAAUACUUUCCUGAAAUUGAGUGUCAGAUGGAGUGUUUAGAAACCAUAACCUUUGAAGACACCGGUAUAAAAGAAUUGCCUUCAUCUAUUGCGUAUCUCAUUGGGCUUAAAGUGUUAGACAUAACCGGUAGCAAAAACCUUAUGCAUCUUCCAAGCAGCAUUUAUCAGUUGCAAUGUAUAGAGGGGAUUUUUGUCAAUGGUAGUUCAAAUCUUGUUACGAUUUCAGAUAAGAUGAAGGAUAUUGGACAAUACAUGCCCUCGAAUGAAUCAAAAAUUACAUUAGAUCCAGACGACUUACUCCCAUUGCUACCUCCCACGAAUUCAAGUGUUUCUAAUGAUGAUUGUUCAUCGCCCUCAAAUGAAUCAGAAAUUUCAUUAGAUCCAGACGACUUAAUCCCAUUGCUACCUCCCACGAAUUCAAGUGUUUCUAAUGAUGAUUGUUCAUCGAUAGUAUUUCCCAAAAAAGUGUUUCCACAAAUAUUUGAGUUGCGUCUACAAAAUUGUGACCUAUCAGGAUCAAGUUUCUUUACGAUAUUUAAUUGCUCCUCCACAUUGCGAUUCUUAUAUAUAUCGGGGAGUGCUAUUGAUACUAUUCCUCCAUGCAUUGAAAGAUUUGUUUCCUUGUCGAUGCUUCAUUUGGAUAAUUGCAAGCAACUUCAAAAAAUUCCAAGACUUCCACAAAAGAUAAAAGCGGUGUCUGCAGAGGGGUGCAAGUCAUUGGAAACAUUUUUGGAAGAACCACAAACAUGUCAAUUAUUUAGUACGUGGUUGUAUCCAGAGGUUGUAAGGUAUGAAACAACAUGUUCGGCACGAGGACCUUUGGGCAGUGGUGCUCCUUCUGCAACCUAUCAGAAUGUGCAAACUGUGGCAAUAGCUCAGCCAUUGAAGGGAUGUUGUGAAGCUCGUUACUUUGACUGUGUAGUUUCGGGAAAUAAGAUUCCAGAUUGGUUCAAUUAUCAUAAAAAGGUUUCAAAUAGUAAUUCAUGUGAAAUAGAUAUUGAUGAGCAUGCAGAUAUGUUUGGGGAGUUCACAAUAAUUGCUUUCUCUGCUGUUGCUGAAACUGUUGUUGGAAUAGAGCAUGUAGGAGGAGAAUAUGUUGAACAUGAAAUUACGGCUUACGUCAUCACUCGUGGUGUAGAAAUCUGUUGUGUCCAAUCAAUUGUUUAUAAACGGCCCUCAGAUUUUGUAUGGAUGCAGUUCCAUGUUCCACACCAUUCUUUUAAGCUUGGAAAUGUUGAUCAUGUGCGAGUUAAAUUUGAAGGUAUAAAGAAUGUGCGCUUGAAAAGUUGCGGAUUCCAUUUGGUACGUCUGUGUAAUGAGAAGGCGAUUGAUUUAAUAGAUGGAAUUCAACUUAAAAAAAGACCCCGUGAUGAUGGACCUGAUGGUGAUGGAAUCUGUAAAAAGCCGCAUUCUACAGUCUGGUCAAUCGUAAGUACAUCAAAAGACCCCUUCGUUUUCUCCAUCGCUAUUUUCUCUGUUUUCCUCUGCUUCGCUUUCUCCAAUUGUGCUCUAGCAUUUGCUUGUUGA